GAGGAGAGGAGCAGUCAGCAGGCCCGAGGAGGCAGGACUUCCUGGUGUGGGGGUUGUCAACAGCCCAGAAAGAGAAAGACCGAGAGACAGAGGCUGAGAGCAGCCAAGGGGCAGAGAGACAGACCCAGUGGGGCCACGCAGGAGGAGACUUGGAGACGCACUUGUGCAGACCACCAAGGCCGACUGCCACUUGGAGCUUUGCGGGGCUGAGCCGCCCUCUCCCACAUCAGCUGGGAGACCCUUGGGGCUUCAGAGGCCGCGUCUGGGCUCCAUCGAGGAGGUGCAGGUUCCUUUUCUGGAGAGCAAACUUUCCACAGAGAUGCCUCGCAGGGUGAGGUGCAGCCCCCGAAGAGGACUGGGCAGCCUCUGAUCGCAGUCUGUGUGCCCCCCACUGCCCAGGGCCAGGAGGCCACAGGGAAAGGACAUCCCGAUAUCAUAGGCACGGGGACCCCCGGCUCAGCUCAGUGGACGAGGCCCGAGAGUUUGCAAACUCAGCUCUGGAGUUCGGCGGCAACAGCAGCAGCAGGAAAAACCUGCCCCCGCCCCCCCUCCCACUGCCUUCCCUACCCUGUCUUCUCUUCACCUACCAGGCACCCCCAGUUCUCACAGGGACCUCCCGCAUGUCAGACCCAGACGUCCCCAGGGGCCCUGAUGCCCCCACCAUGUGGCCUCCCUGUUCCAGGGGUGCCUGAGCCCCUUCAAGGAGACCCCGCCCCCUCCAUCCCCUACCUUGGCCCAGUCCUGAGCCCUAGGGACAAUGAGUGGGGGCAAGAAGAAGAGUAGCUUCCAAAUCACCAGUGUCACCACGGACUAUGAGGGCCCAGGGAGCCCAGGGGAUUCAGAUCCCCCUGCCCUGCCGGCCCCCACCGGGCCCCCUCCCCGUCUGCCCAAUGGGGAGCCCAUCCCUGAUCCAGGGGGCAAGGGCACCCCCCGGAAUGGCUCCCCACCACCACCUGGGGUCCCCGCCUCCCGUUUCCGGGUGGUGAAGCUACCCCAUGGCCUGGGAGAGCCUUAUCGCAGAGGUCGUUGGACGUGUGUGGAUGUUUAUGAGAGAGACCUGGAGCCCCCGAGCUUUGGCCGGCUCCUGGAGGGAAUUCGAGGGGCCUCGGGAGGUACCGGGGGCAGAUCUUUGGAUUCCAGGUUGGAGCUGGCCAGCUUGGGCCUGGGCGCCCCUACCCCACCGCCAGGCCUGUCUCAGGGCCCUACCUCCUGGCUCCGCCCACCCCCCACAUCCCCUGGACCUCAGGCCCGCUCCUUAACCGGGGGGCUAGGCCAGCUGGUAGUGCCCAGCAAGGCCAAGGUAGAGACACCCCCGCUGUCAGCCUCCCCACCCCAGCAGCGCCUCCCAGAGCCUGGGACCGGGGAUAGCGCGGGCACAUCCCAGGCCGCCACGCCCCUGCCCUCCCUGAGGGUGGAAGUGGAGGCUGGGGGCUCCACAGCAGGGACCUCUCCCCUGUCUAGAAGGAAAGAUGGGGCCACACGGCUGAGGAUGGAGUUUGUUGCUCCUGAGGAGACAGGGCAGGUGCCCCCCCUUGACUCUCGCCCCAGCUCUCCAGCCCUCUACUUCUUUCCCGAUGCCAGUCUGGUUCACAAGUCUCCAGACCCCUUUGGAGCAGCAGCAGCCCAGAGCUUCAGCCUGGCCCGCUCCAUGUUGGCCAUCAGUGGUCACCUGGACAGCGAUGAUGACGGUGGCUCCGGAAGCCUGGUUGGCAUUGACAACAAGAUUGAACAAGCCAUGGACUUGGUGAAGUCCCACCUCAUGUUUGCAGUCCGGGAGGAGGUGGAGGUGCUGAAGGAGCAGAUCCGGGACCUGGCUGAGCGGAAUGCCGCACUGGAGCAGGAGAAUGGACUGCUGCGGGCCCUGGCCAGCCCAGAGCAGCUGGCCCAGCUGCCCUCCUCGGGGGUCCCACGGCUUGGGCCCCCUGCACCCAAUGGGCCUUCUGUCUGAGCCUCCCUUCCCUCACAAUGUGCCUUUGGGGGCUGCCAUGGCUGCCAGGCCUUGUGCCAGCUGCCUGCCCCCUCUUCCUAUGCAGCUUUAAUGCGCCCUGAUCCCCGGGGAUGGGAGUUCAAGGCUCUGCAUCGGUCUGUCCCCCCACUCUACCCCCACCUCACCAUAGUCCCCAGGCCUUGAUGGAGGAGGGAGGGCUUCAGGGCUGGGUGUUAGAUGGAGCCCCCUUCCCCAAGGGAUCCUGGUCCCCCCUCCUCCCUCCCUAGGUAUCAGUGUUCUGGGACCCCCAGCAGUAGAUGGUUUGGGGGAGUUGGAGCCUCCCUGGCAGACAUCCCAUCCCCGCCUUGUUCCCUCAUAGUGCCCCCUCUUCUCUGCCCAGUGGAGGGAGUAUGGACAGUAUCUGGAAGUUCUGGGAUUCAGGUUGUUAUUAAAAUAAUAAUUAUAAUUAAAAACUCUGAAGAAACUUGAAA
Molecule: messenger RNA, 2418 nt
Organism: Cynocephalus volans (Philippine flying lemur)
Lineage: Eukaryota; Metazoa; Chordata; Mammalia; Dermoptera; Cynocephalidae
Gene: TSC22D4
Product: TSC22 domain family member 4
Exons: 5
Coding region: 758-1948 (396 amino acids)
Biological process (GO): regulation of transcription by RNA polymerase II; response to osmotic stress
Source: RefSeq, a predicted model, not a curated record